This is a messenger RNA of Aspergillus campestris IBT 28561, 1029 nucleotides long. RefSeq names its product putative mitochondrial genome maintenance protein Mgm101. The transcript has 2 exons. Gene Ontology annotation, cellular component: mitochondrial chromosome; mitochondrial nucleoid. Gene Ontology annotation, molecular function: single-stranded DNA binding. Gene Ontology annotation, biological process: interstrand cross-link repair; recombinational repair. The record is from RefSeq and is a predicted model, not a curated record. Lineage: Eukaryota; Fungi; Ascomycota; Eurotiomycetes; Eurotiales; Aspergillaceae. Bases 14 to 874 code for a protein of 286 amino acids.
ACCACAACCCAGCAUGUCUCUCCGCCCCGUCCCUCGCGCCCUGCGCGCCUCUCUCCAAGUUCUCCGACCCAGCAUCUCCAUCCAGCAAACCCGCUCCCUCACACGAACAACUCCAACCCCACAAUUCAACCCGACAGGCGCCUCACCUCCGAACCGAACAACAACCCCCAACAAAGCUACUCCUCCUACCACUCCCACCCCCUCCAAUGGCUACCGCAACACCAACACCACAAACAGCGCCAACGGCACAAACAAUACCGUUGAAACCCCCAUAAAACGCACCGAAAACAUCUCCAAAACCGGCCUCUCAGACCAGCCCCUCGAGCUCGACGACCCAACAGCAGACCGCAUCGACUGGACGCGCUCCUUCCACGGCCUCUCGGCAGCGCCCUUCCCCAAAGAAGCAGCAGACAUCCUCCUCGCAGAGGUCAACCCCGAUGAAGUCGAGAUCAAGCCCGACGGCAUCGUCUACCUCCCUGAAAUUAAAUACCGGCGGAUUUUGAACCGCGCGUUCGGUCCUGGCGGGUGGGGGCUUGUCCCGCGCAGUGAGAGUAUCGUUACGCCGAAGACGGUGACGAGGGAGUAUGCGCUUGUUUGUAAUGGGCGCCUCGUCAGCGUAGCCAGAGGCGAACAAGACUACUUCUCCCCCGACGGCAUCCCCACCGCGACAGAAGGCUGCCGAUCCAACGCCCUCGUCCGCUGCUGCAAGGAUCUCGGCAUCGCCAGCGAACUGUGGGACCCGCGCUGGAUCCGCCGCUACCGCGCGCAGUACACGCGCGAGGUCUUCGUCGAGCAUAUCGUUAAUAAGCGCAAGUCGAAGAUUUGGAUCCGGAAGGAUGAUCCGGUUUCUUAUCCUUGGAAGGAGAGCAAGUGAUUUGUUCGUUCUUCCUUCCUUCCUGGAUUUGAGGGUUUGAUGGAGUGGGGUUAAUGGGGAAUGAGGAAUGGUUUUUUAUGUAUGAUAAAUGCAUGCUGGAUUUGUUUGUUGAUUUGAUUUGUAUUAUAGAAAUACUGGGAAUAAAGUACUCUGCU